CGUGUCCGCCACCCAUCUUACAUGUGUGUCCACAAUUAUCCACAAUAAGAUUUGUAAUCGUGACGUACGCGACUAAUUAUGCGGUCUCUUUUUAACAGCUUUUUCGGCCGAUAACACGCCGCCUUUUUCGCGCUCACUAUCCCAGAUCAGACUCGUGCACCUAAACAAAUCUGAACUUUGAAACUUUGUAUUUGUGUUUACCUUCCAGCUCCAUUUUCCCCCCGCUCGAAAUGUGAUCCAGCCAGUGCGGCCGGCACCAACUUGGCAGUUCGACCGGGACUCGUUUUUCUCUUGAAUUUUUCCCCUCUUUAAGUAAAGCACGAAAAAGUUACUCAAGUCACGAAUAAUUACCCUAAAUUUCGUUUUCUCGUGAGGAGACAGAACACAAUUUCAAAUCGAACGUAAAAAUAACAAUUGAAUUAAAUAAACCUAGAUAUUUAUCCCGAUAUUUGUUUACCAAUUUGCUGAGGCCGAAAGAUGCACUUCAUAGUUUGAUGUCUGAAAAAUAGAUCCAAAUCUCUGAAGAUCUUUUAAAUAGCCCAAUCUAUGUAGUUGGAUGGCAUAGUUUUAGUGCGACUCGUUUCCGCGCAGCAGGGAUUUACGCAUUCUGGUUCUCAACUUGCCCCUGGACAAUGAAGUCAAUCCGGAAUGCAUUCGGCAGACAAUUUGCCAAAAGGACCAACCGGUCCAUUGCGAAGCCCAUCGCCACCGCAGCUCAAACAAAACCUGUCCCCGAAAUUCCUACCCUGCCCUCCUGCGAUGAGCCCGUGAAACCAUACGAGGGAUUAGAUUAUGAAAAAAUUCAAAAAAUAAAGUCUGAAAGAAUAGUACCAUGUAUAAUGCAGUAUUACAAGAAACCAUUGCUGAUUCAUCACGGGAAGAUGCAAUGGCUGUUUGACCACGAGGGCAACCGGUACCUGGAUAUGUUUGGUGGAAUUGUAACCAUCAGUGUUGGCCAUUGCCACCCUAAAGUAACUGCAGCAGCCAAAGCUCAAAUGGAUAAAUUAUGGCACACGACAAACAUUUACCAACAUCCAAACUUGUACGAAUACGCAGAAAAAUUAACUUCGAAGCUACCCGGUGAUCUCAAGGUUGUUUAUUUUGUAAAUAGUGGCUCCGAAGCAAAUGAUCUGGCAAUGAUGAUGGCUCGCCUGUACACGAAAAAUUUUGACAUAGUAUCCUUCAGAAAUGCGUAUCAUGGUAUGAGCCCCUACAUUAUGGGCACGACCGCUAUAUCAACAUGGAGGUAUAACCUACCAAUAGCUCAAGGGAUUCACCACGCUAUGAAUCCUGACGUAUACAGAGGCUUGUGGGGUGGUCAACACUGUCGCGAUUCGCCAAUUCAGACUCAAAGGCACUGUAACUGUUCCGAAUUUCGUUGUGAAGCGGCUCAAAAAUACUACGAGCAGUUGGAGGAGGUGUUCAAGUAUUCUCUACCAAGAGGCCAAGUUGCCGGACUUUUUGCUGAAUCGAUUCAGGGCGUUGGUGGAACCGUUCAGUUCCCAAAAGGGUUUUUAAAAAAAGCGUAUGAACUUGUCAGAACAAAUGGAGGAGUGUGUAUCGCGGAUGAGGUUCAAACUGGUUUUGGGCGAACCGGUGGUCAUUUUUGGGGUUUUGAAAUGCACAAAGUAGUUCCUGAUAUCGUCACCAUGGCGAAGGGAAUUGGAAAUGGAUUCCCACUUUCGGCGGUGGUCACCACUCCAAAGAUAGCAGAGACUCUCAAUUCUGCUCUUCACUUCAACACGUUUGGUGGAAAUCCGUUGGCUUGUGCCAUCGGCAUGUCCGUUUUAGAGGUAAUCGAGGAAGAGGAAACUCAAGCAAACAGCGAGAAGGUCGGCACGCAUUUUCUGUACGAAUUAGCGAAACUACGAGACGAGUUCGAAUGCGUGGGUGACGUCCGAGGCAAAGGGCUUAUGAUCGGCGUGGAGCUGGUCGAAGACAAGGAGAGUAAAAUACCACUCGGAGCUAAAAACUUCGUAGAGAUCUGGAACGACUGCAAAGAGAUGGGAGUGCUCAUCGGUAGAGGCGGCAUGAAUUCUAACAUUUUAAGAUUGAAGCCACCAAUGUGCAUCACCAAGGAGGAUGCUGACUACACUGUGGAUGUUCUACGAUACGUUCUCACGAAACACGCCAAAAAAAUACAAAAACACUAAUAAAUAUGUUUGUUUUUGAACGACAUGAUAUUGAUUAGUACCCAGUGGAUAUUCAUAUACAUUCUUGCUUUCAGAAAUAAUACUGAGCAUUACACACUACUUACUUCCCAGUUCAUCGGCCCGAUUGAAUGUAAUCCCGUCGUCUUUGACCUUCAGCUAUAAGUUGAUUGAGAUUGUGUCAGAGGUUCUAGUUUAAUCUUGCUAUCUAUUAAAUUAUUCAUUAACUUGUUCUCUUUUCAUGUGAUUAAACUCAGGCCUUCGUGGCUAGGAGAAUGUCACACUCCUAGUACCAACUUGUAACAUUAUGCCAAUAAACUCGGUAAAAAAAACCUUAGGUAUUCAACUAUGUACAUUUUGCAAAUUAUGUCAGAAUGGAUAUGUUACCGUCUGCGGGAACAUAGAGUUGUCAUGCAAAAUACCUACUCGGUUUAGAGGCUUUUGUCGAGUCGGGUCGAAAAAUUGGAUCCUAAGAUUUCGACGGAAAAAUCUCUUUAGGAGUUUGAAGAAUAAGUCAGGGAUAAAAAUUUGUGUGCUAUACAGAGCGUUAAGCUGUAAUGUAUUAUAAUUCCGCCAUUUUUCACUCUGGACAUAUCAGAUUAGAAUUAAUUUCAGUAGCUCGUUCUUGAUACUAAAAUUUUUGGUCUAUACCAACUUCAAACGUUCAUAUUGCGGUUUAGUCUGAUAUUUUCCAGCAUGUCCUUGUCCCAUCAUGUUUGUAGAACACUCUCCUGUACUCUGGUAUCAACUGCUCGAUUUUAAGUAUUUGUGGAUCAUGAUGCUCAUCUCUUAAGAAUGAUUUUUAUCUUUGAAAGAUAUGUUUCAAAUGUAUAACUUCUUGCAAUGUAGGUAUGCUGCUGUUUU
Bemisia tabaci is the source of this 3014-nucleotide messenger RNA. Its product is annotated as alanine--glyoxylate aminotransferase 2, mitochondrial. Gene Ontology annotation, molecular function: pyridoxal phosphate binding; L-alanine:glyoxylate transaminase activity. Gene Ontology annotation, cellular component: mitochondrion. NCBI's taxonomy places the organism in Eukaryota, Metazoa, Arthropoda, Insecta, Hemiptera, Aleyrodidae. The record is from RefSeq and is a predicted model, not a curated record. Gene Ontology annotation, biological process: glyoxylate catabolic process.